Messenger RNA from Ilyonectria robusta, 1605 nucleotides. Its product is annotated as aldehyde dehydrogenase domain-containing protein. The record is from RefSeq and is a predicted model, not a curated record. Bases 1 to 1503 code for a protein of 500 amino acids. The transcript is spliced from 5 exons. Lineage: Eukaryota; Fungi; Ascomycota; Sordariomycetes; Hypocreales; Nectriaceae. Gene Ontology annotation, molecular function: oxidoreductase activity, acting on the aldehyde or oxo group of donors, NAD or NADP as acceptor.
AUGGCGGCCGAUCUUUACCAACAGUUAACCGCGCCAAACGGCCACAAGUACGACCAACCACUGGGUCUCUUUAUCGACAAUGAAUGGCGUCCUGCUAAAUCUAACGAAUUUAUUACUGUCGUGAACCCCACCGACGAGACAGAAAUCGUCAAGGUCCAUGCAGGAGGCGCCGAUGACAUUGAUGAUGCAGUCAAGGCUGCUCGUAGAGCUCUGAAAGGGCCAUGGUCACAUAUCUCUGGAACUGAACGAGGAGAGAUGAUGAGGAAGCUUGCUGAUCUGGCCGAGAAAGCCACGAACGACCUUGCGACGAUUGACACGUGGAACAAUGGCAAGCGAUUCUCAUCGGCAGCGGGGGACGUUUCCGAGUUGACAGGCGUUCUACGCUAUUAUGCGGGAUUCGCAGAUAAGCUGUACGGGCAAGUCAUCAGCACUACUGAAAAGAAGUUUGCCUACACAUCCGUCGGACCAGUUGGCGUUUGUGGCCAAAUCAUUCCCUGGAAUUACCCGCUAGGAAUGGCGGCAUGGAAGAUGGGUCCUGCGCUCGCAGCCGGCAAUUGCAUCGUUCUGAAGCCAGCUGAGCAGACGCCUCUCUCCGUUCUCUACUUUGCGAAUAUGAUUAAAGAGGCUGGUUUUCCCCCAGGAGUAAUCAACAUCGUCAAUGGCCUCGGUCGCAAGGCUGGCGCAGCAUUGGCUGGACACAUGGACGUGGACAAGAUAGCAUUUACCGGAUCAACGCCCACCGGCCGAGAAAUCGUAAAACUUGCUGCGGGAAACCUCAAGGAGAUAUCCAUCGAAUCAGGCGGAAAAUCUCCCAUCAUCGUGUUUGAAGAUGCCGAGAUGGAACAGGCCGUCAAGUGGAGCCACUACGGCAUCAUGGCCAACCAAGGCCAGAUUUGCACGGCGACGAGCCGUAUCUUGGUCCAUGAGAAGAUUUAUGACGAGUUCGUCAAGAAUUUCACGGCAGAGGUGAAGAAGACGUCCAAGGUCGGCGAUCCAUUUGCGGAGGGGACUUUCCAAGGACCCCAAGUCAGCAAGGCGCAGUACGAGAGAGUGCUUUCAUACAUCGAGACAGGCAAGGCAGAAGGUGCCACUGUUGCCACUGGCGGAAAGCCGUUUACUGAUGUGAACGGCAAGGGCUUCUUCAUUGAGCCAACUGUCUUCACAAACGUGUCAGACGAGAUGACCAUCUACCGCGAAGAAAUCUUCGGACCGUGUGCUGUCAUCAGUCCCUUCUCGACUGAGGAGGAAGCUAUUCGAAGAGCUAAUGAUACUACCUUUGGCCUCGGCGCUGCCCUAUUUACAAGCGAUAUCACACGCGCGCAUACCCUUGCCAAGGAAAUUGAUGCUGGAAUGGUUUGGAUCAACAGCAGCAACGAUUCCGAUUUCCGUAUUCCCUUUGGUGGCGUGAAGCAAUCCGGUAUUGGACGGGAAUUGGGCGAAGCUGGCAUUCGUGCGUAUACGAGCAGCAAGUCGGUUCAUGUCAACAUGGGCAACCGGCUGUAAAUUAGAGACAUGGCCAUCCCGAAAUGUGACCUGCGUGCCAAUGCUAUGAGUCCGUAGUUUAAAAAGCCGUACUUAAAUCACGGUAAAUAGAAUGAUUCCAAG